AUGGGCGGCGACCACAAAUGUCCCGUAUGUCAGGCAACCUUUACUCGUCCACAACAUGUAGCUCGACAUAUGCGAUCCCACACGGGCGAUCGCCCUUACAAGUGCCAGUAUUGCGGCGACCAGUUUGCCAGAAGCGACCUCCUGUCGCGGCACGUCAACAAGUGCCAUGCAAAUGAGAAGCCGACCCCCAACGCGAGCAACGCCCGCCGCAAGGGCUCCGCGUCCCUCUCCCGCGCUACUACCUCAAAACAGGCCUGCGACCAGUGCGUCCAGACCAGUCUCCCCUGCGAUGGAUGCAACCCAUGCUCAAAAUGCGUACAACGAAAGUCCCGUUGCACGUACGUCAAGUUCCAUCGGCAAACAGCCCCAAGCGGACCAGGCCACCACGCCGCACGGCCCGCCUCCUCGUCCGGUCUUCUUCCCGGCGCUCGCCUGUCCUCGAACCUCGACGAGUUCAUGCUCGCGCCACCGCCGGUCGGUGUGCCUGGUGUAAACGGCAACGACCUCUUCCAAGCACCAUAUGGCUUCAAUAACGUGUACUCGCAGCCGCAGUCGGAUCUCUCCCAUCUUCCUCUGUCGAUGGCAUCCGAUGCCGAUAUGGCGGUCAAGUACCGGGCCCAGGCGGAGCUCCUCCGUCGUGCGGGCAGCUCGAUGCUUGGCCAGCCAGGUGUCGGUGCUUCGGGGCUGUACUCGAAUCCGAGCGCGAACAUGAGUCAACCAGCGAUGUCGACCAACUGGUUCAACUGGGAUGAUGGGCAGAUGGGCCACGAUGGCUCAGGGCGAUUUCAACAGUUCGAUGGCCAGGAUCACUUCCAGUUCCAGGAUGGUGGUGGCAGCGUUGGCUCAGCGUAUCGUGCACGGAGGCCGUCGUUUGAUUUCAGCGAUACGAGCAGCACACACUCGCAUUCUCUUCCUUCGAGCGCGACGUCGUCGAACAUCAACCUCCCUCUGACGAGCGACAUGUACCAGCAUGGUGCAGAUGACUACGCGCAACAACAACAGCGACUAGAGCGGAUGGCUAUCGGCGACGAGCGGCGUCCGCCGUCGCAGCAUGGCGGUGGCUUCGACCAGCAGGGACAGCAGCAAUCUAUGGGCGACAAUCACAACAGCAGCCGACUCGGUGAAGGCGGGUUUUUUUCGGCAUUUGGACUCAUGUCUAUUGACGACCCGAACGUCCUCGCGGGGCUCUCAACAGAUGGCGCGCCGUUCUUCUCGAACGCAGCAAUGAUCAACCGGCCGCACUCGCCAAACGCGACGCCGAUGCCGCCCAAGCCCCCAUCGCAGCAGGGCCAGGGCGUCGCGCGGCUAGGCGAACGAGGCGGUUUGUCCAACUCGCAGAUCCCACUUCCAACACCAGGCGCUAACCGCGACGCAGAGACGCGCGAGCUGCGCGACUUCUGGAAGGCGUACAUGCGUACACCGCUCUCUGGGCCGCAUGCGGCGGUCGACAUGGUGCCGCUGACGCCCGGUGGCGGAGGGCGGCGGCGUGUGCGUGUGUCGUCGCUUCCGUCGGUGAAGACGCCUACGGUCGAGCGGCUGCCGAAUAUCGGCGGUGGUGGCCAGGGGCAGCAGGAGACAAGCGGGAUGCGCACGACGCUGCAUGGCAACCCCGAAGACCUGCGUAGCUACGAGGCGGCCGUUAACGCGCGCAAUGCCGCGCUCAAGCUGAACCUCGUCCCGCGCAAGCGCAACACGACGGGCGGGCGGGCCGCGUCGAGCGCAUCGCCGCCGAUUCCGGGCGAGAACGGAUUCAAUGGGAUCGGGAUCCACGCGGGCGGGAGCAUGUCAAUGUCUCCGCCCAACCAUGCGGCCCUCGCGGCGCAGCAACAGCAGAUGGGGUACGACUACAGCCGGCCGUCGAGCAGCUCGUCGACGUCGUCGCUCGCGCAUGCGUUUGGGCAGGGUACGAGCCUGAACGGCGUCGCGCAUCUCAACGGGCAUGGACCAGGACCAGGCCCGGGAUUGAUGAAGAUGGGUGGCGGGGGCGGCGCCAACGGGAUGCAGAUCCCGAGCAUCCACACGUUCGCGGCGCCGCCGCAGGUGCAGAUGUCGCAGUCGUACCCGCACCACAGCAGCUCGAUGCUGCACCACCACUUUGGGUCUGGCCACAACAAUAACGGCAUUUCGGAGGUCUCGCGCGAGUCGAGCGUCGGCUCGUCGGAUGGCGGCGGGUCAGGUGGGUCGGGAUCGGGCGGCAGCGCGUCGGGCAGUGGCGGGAGCGACGAUAUGACGCGGCCGGCGUUCAAGCGCCUGGCGAGUCAGACGCUGGUUCCUGUGAACAGCAAGCGUGCGAUGCUCGAUGGGGGCAUUAGCGAGCACGAGCUCGAGGGCGAGAUGCCUGUGGGCAGUGUGCCGAAUGCGAGGCUCGCUGGGCCUGAUUUGCAGGGUCAGGGCGGAGGCGGUGGUGGAGGGUUGCCUCCGCUGAGCAGCCGGCCGAUUGCUGCGCUGCCUGAACGGGCGAGGCGGGGGAGCGAGGCGCAGAGUGUUGGAGGGCUGCAGGCGUGA
Molecule: messenger RNA, 2505 nt
Organism: Coniophora puteana RWD-64-598 SS2
Lineage: Eukaryota; Fungi; Basidiomycota; Agaricomycetes; Boletales; Coniophoraceae
Exons: 4
Coding region: 1-2505 (834 amino acids)
Biological process (GO): regulation of DNA-templated transcription
Molecular function (GO): DNA-binding transcription factor activity, RNA polymerase II-specific; zinc ion binding
Source: RefSeq, a predicted model, not a curated record